Molecule: messenger RNA, 684 nt
Organism: Knipowitschia caucasica
Lineage: Eukaryota; Metazoa; Chordata; Actinopteri; Gobiiformes; Gobiidae
Source: the annotation of a GenBank genome assembly
AUGUCCGGAGCAUCCAGGGGGGCGAGGCGAGAGGAGGGACCGCGGGGAGUGAGCUCCACAGGCGGCUGCAGGACCGAGCCGUGCCCGGGGAGAGCAGCGGAGAAACUAGAGAUAUCUGUUGAGUCCGAGCUCCCGGGGAAGGCAUGUGACAAAGUGUCCGGGAAAAGAGAGCUCGCAAACGGCUUGUCCAGCGAGCCGAGUCCGGGGGACGCGCUCUCACUCGCGGGUUCCACUCCGCGCUGUGUCCCGGGACCCGGAGCACCAGCGGGGAAAAGCAAACACAGAGAGAUUAUGGAAGAGGUCCCGCGGAGGAGGGGAGCAUGCUGCCACUUUGCCCGGAGUUUGCCAGUCCCAAUGCGAACCGUGAGACAGGAGCGGGCAGCGCGAGCCAAAGUGUCCGGGGAGAGUGCUCCUGAGCGGGCAGAGAGCAGAGCGGAGAGUCGGUGUCACUGCGGAGGCUCCCGGGGAGGAGAGGCCGAGGCUGGGGCUGCGUGUGUCCGCAGAGGAGCGCUCAGAGCCCGGGGAGGUGGCAUGGUUAGAAGCCGGGAUGAGGAGCUCGUGGGCCGGCUGCAGAGGGAGGGGAGGGAGGGAGGGGGUGGAGGGGGGAGGGGAGGAGAGGGAGGGGGGGGUCCCGUGGAUGCCGUGGAGGAGGAGGGGGAGCAGGGCCGUAGCUCUGGUCAGUAA